Molecule: messenger RNA, 732 nt
Organism: Zea mays
Lineage: Eukaryota; Viridiplantae; Streptophyta; Magnoliopsida; Poales; Poaceae
Exons: 4
Coding region: 250-615 (121 amino acids)
Source: RefSeq, marked validated
GAUGACCAAGCAAUUCUGCAACCGCUGGCAGGCAUGUCACACACAGGCUUGUAAAAUGUCCAGGCCUCGUCUCGUUUCCUCUUCGCUCCCCCGUGACGUCAGUACGCCACCCAUCCUCACCGGCUGUCGGCACCAGCCCGCCGCCGACCCCCGCCGCCGUGUCACGACUCACGACCCAUUGUGGUUUCAGAUCAGACCCGAAUCGCGAGCAGCGAUCUGUACGUCGUCCCCGUUCGCACGCCUAGCGCGAUGGCGCACCCGAUGUACGGCUCCGGGCCACUCAGAUCCAGGAACGCGGCGAACUCGGACGAAAUCCAGCUGCGGAUCGACCCGGUGCACGGGGACCUCGACGAGGAGAUCGACGGGCUGCAAUCCAGGGUCCGCAUGCUCAAAGGGGUGGCCCAGGAGAUAAAUUCUGAAGCCAAGUCCCAGAAUGAUUUUCUUCAUGAACUGCAAAUGACCCUCGCAAAAGCUCAGGCUGGAGUGAAGAACAACAUGCGGAGGUUGAACAAGAGCAUCAUCCAGCAGGGCUCAAACCAUGUUCUCCAUGUUGUUCUCUUUGCACUGUUUUGCUUCUUCAUUGUCUACCUCUUGUCAAAGUUCUCUAGAAGAUAAUUAUGUCUUCGGUGGGCAAAUCUAGAAUACCAUGAUUUGUAUGUAGUCUAAAGGGAAAGCAAAAUGCUAUUGUACUUUUAUUUGGCCUUGUAUCCUCGGUCUAUUUGUCGAAAGUUG